Molecule: messenger RNA, 2021 nt
Organism: Fomitopsis serialis
Lineage: Eukaryota; Fungi; Basidiomycota; Agaricomycetes; Polyporales; Fomitopsidaceae
Exons: 6
Coding region: 231-1808 (525 amino acids)
Molecular function (GO): metal ion binding
Source: RefSeq, a predicted model, not a curated record
GCGCUUGUCGAUUGUGUCAAAUAUCUGACAGAGACACGGUUGCUGACACGCAUUGCCCGCAACGAGAACAGAGUUUGCUUCAUCAAACCUCACGAAUAGUUUCAUCCUAUCAAGGCUCUCAGGCUCUUGCGCCUUGCUACCAACUCUCAUCUCACCCAACUCUCAUCUCGUCCAACUCAUCUCGUUCUCCUCGUCUGCCCGCCGUGAACAUCUUGCUGGCGACAUUGGCGAUGUCUAUGGGAGGGAUGCCGCUGCUGAGCGGCCCCCCGCACCCGCAUGAAUACCCGGACAACGAGUCGUCGUGCCGGAAGUGCGACAAGGAGUUCAAUCUAUUCUUCACGCGGUCGAGGAAAUGCAACCAUUGCGGCUAUCUCUAUUGCCACUCGUGUACCGACUUCCAGGCGCUGAUGCCGCGGAGUGGCUCGGAAACAGGAUACGAUCCUGUCCCCGUGUGUGCAUUCUGCGUUGAUAACCUCACAAUUACAGCAGGUGGCAAGAACUACCUGCGGGCCUUGCCGCUCGGUCGGCUGAAGCAAUACGCCAGUGCAUAUAAUAUCAGGGUGGUCGGUGUGUUAGAGAAAGAUGACCUAGUCAACGCGCUCAUCGUGGUCAGGGAGCGGAAUGGCUGCUUGCCCCGAGCACAUGAGGAUUACUACCGCAAAAACUCCGUGCCAAAGCAUCGCAGUAGCCGCUCUCGCGGGAUCUUCACACGCGCAAUGGACGCGAUGGGCUCUGAUCGCUCGUCUCAGUCAAACCCGCCGCCACGUGCUCAGCAGCAGCAGCGGCAACAACGCCAGCAGCAGCCUUCGACCCACCAGCCGCGCCAGCGCACGACCUCUGGUCCCAGCACGUUCCCGCGUCCAGACCUUGACCCAGGACGACAGCCGCAGGGUACAUACGCGUAUGGCCAUCACCCACCACCACCACCACCCCGUGGGCCGACGUCCCGCCCUCCUCCGGCUCCGCGCCCGCAGACAACCUCCGGCCGCUCGCACCUCAAUGUCCCGGGCAGCAGCAACAAUACAGGCGGAGGUACGCAACCCCGAGGACGCACGCGCGCAGCCUCCGCGUCUUCGCCCUCUUCGCCCCGUACCCACUCUCCCGCGCCGCCCGUUCCGACGCUCGACGAGCUGCUCGAAAUGCCGGAGGAGGCUAUCGCGCGUCUCAGUAUUGGCACGCUGAAGGCGGUGCUCUUCCAGAAUCACGUAAACGCGAGGCUGGUGGUGGAGAAGGCGGAGCUGGUCGCGAAGGUGCGCACGCUGGUGGAGGACGAGCGGAGGGAGAGGGAGAGGCAUGCGGCGAUCGAGGUGGCAGAGAGAGCGGCGGAGGAGGAGGCGAGGAGAGAGAGGGAGGACGAAGCAAGAAGGGCGGAAGAACAAAGAAGGCGUAGGGAGGAAGGGCAGGCAGAUGCGGCUGCGGAGGACGUACGACGCGAUAGGGAGAGCGCGAUGGAUGUGGACGUUUUGGAGGAACAACCGGAAGCGCAUGUGCACGCAGAGGGCGCAUCGGACGAAGCGGCGCCUCCACCACCACCCAAGUCUGCUCCGCCAACACCGCCCAAGCCCUCGGCUUCGCCUCCCGCACGAGGACUCUCGCCGAAAGCACAGGCCAAGGCAGCGCAACUCGAACGCACGGGCCUCUGCGUGAUUUGUCAAGACGAGGAAGCUAACAUCGCUAUCGUCGACUGCGGCCAUCUAUGCUUAUGCCGCGCCUGCUCGGAGCUGAUCAUGAAAGGCUCGCGCGAGUGCCCUCUCUGCCGCACACGCAUCGUCACGGAGCAGCGCCUGCUCAGAAUAUUCAGGUCGUGAGAUCCCGAACGCUAUGCGCUCUGGUGGGCUAAGUACAUACAUGAUAUGCAGUCCCUCAGUGCCCUUUCUUGAUCCCUCAUCGUCGCUACUUUCAGUCAAUGCUUUGUGUAGUACUUCCAGUCACGUUCUGUAACUAUUGCUCAUAUCACACUAGUGUUGUAUGGAUACCUAUUUAUCUGACUGGUAUAUCAUCGCCGUUGCUUUUUGGCCAUU